AUGGUUGAAUCGGGUCUAGGAGGGGCCGACUGUCUCAUGUGCCACACAAGGCAAGCUGAUUGGAAAGAUGUAAAGAAAAUCAAUGAGGAAAAUGCCUUUCAAAUCACUCGUACUGCUGAGAAAACUGUGCAGCUGUACAAGGAAAUGAUAGAAGAGAAAGGGCAAAUUGUGCGAAAGAAAAAUGACUACGAGGUCUGUGCAGGACUGACGACCGAGCCUCUUUCUACUAGUGAUCAUCACUACAUAACACUCACUCACCAGUAUAUUAAUGGAACAACAUGGUUUUUAAAUAUUUUCCAUAGAAUCACAGCAAAUCUUCUCGUGUGGGCCAUAAGGGGCGAAGACAGUCAAGCGAAAUUAAAAGCAGCGAAAUAUAGCGUGCUAAAACAUAUUGAGGAGAAUACGGGGCUGAAACCAGAUCAGCGUGAUUCUGCCAGUGGAAAUACGGACACGAGUACAACGGGUUCGCAGGGAAGAAGAUUUUUCAUGUUUGAAUAUCGGGAAAAAGUACUUGGCUGUCUGCCGAAAAAAUACAAAGAUGUUGUGAACUGGCUUAUGAAAACAUAG
Molecule: messenger RNA, 567 nt
Organism: Didymodactylos carnosus
Lineage: Eukaryota; Metazoa; Rotifera; Eurotatoria; Philodinida; Philodinidae
Source: the annotation of a GenBank genome assembly